UUCUGAAUUCACUACACGAGGAUACCCUUUACCACGCUUGUUUCUGUUUUUCCAGUCCAGUACCCGAAAAUUGACUUGUUUUAUCUUCGAUAAGUAGAAAAUAGUAUUUAUUUUUGACCAGAGUUAGUAAAUCAAUUAGUUAAGAAGUGACAAUGCCAAAGUCGAAGAGAGACAAGAAAGUUUCACUCACCCGGACAGCAAAGCACGGGAAGGAAUGGAAGAAAGAUAUUUACGAGAAGGUUCGAACCGCAGCGGAACAAUAUGCUUCAAUUUAUGUCAUUCGUGUCGACGGGAUGAGAGUUGGAGCACUGAACGAAAUUAGGAAACAUUUCAAGGACUCGACAAUCUUGUUGGCGAAGAAUAAAGUCAUGGCUUUAGCUUUGGGGAAGGACGAGGCUUCAGAAGUUAGCGAAAAUACGCAUAAGAUUGCAGAGAGGUUAACGGGUCAGUGUGGUCUAUUAUUCACGGAUAGAGAAGAAUCCGACGUGAUUUCCUUCAUUGAGGAGUUUGUUGAGAGGGAUUACGCCCGAAGUGGAACUAAGGCGAGCGAGGAGGUGAUUUUAAAGGAAGGACCUCUCACCCAGUUUUCACACGCGAUAGAGCCUCAUUUAAGAUCCUUAGGAAUGCCAACGCAGUUGAAAAAAGGAAUCGUUACGCUGCUUCAGGAUUUUACAGUGUGCAAAAAACGACAAGUUUUGACUCCACAACAGGCCAACAUUUUGAAACUACUGGAAAUCCAGAUGGCUCAAUUUAAAAUUAAAUUGGAUAGCAAAUGGACGAAACCGGACGACUUCAAAAUUCUUGCGAGCAAGGAUGACGACGAAUCUGAGGAAGAAGAUGAUGAGGACGUUGCAGACGAGGAAAAUCAAGUAGAAGUCGACGAUGAAGAAAUGGACGCAUCCGACGAUGACGAUGACGAAUAAUGUGUUGGAUUCGAAAUUUACGUAUUUGUAUCUUAUCAUAUUUAGUUUACUACGCAAGUUUAAUUAUUUUUCAAGUUUGUGAAAUUUCUUAAUCGUGUUUUCGAAUUUAAUAAUAGAUCUUUCUUUAAUGACUAUUUUUUAAA
Folsomia candida is the source of this 1066-nucleotide messenger RNA. RefSeq names its product mRNA turnover protein 4 homolog (gene RpLP0-like). Gene Ontology annotation, biological process: rRNA processing; ribosomal large subunit assembly; ribosomal large subunit biogenesis. Gene Ontology annotation, molecular function: RNA binding. Bases 153 to 923 code for a protein of 256 amino acids. The transcript has 4 exons. Gene Ontology annotation, cellular component: preribosome, large subunit precursor; nucleolus. NCBI's taxonomy places the organism in Eukaryota, Metazoa, Arthropoda, Collembola, Entomobryomorpha, Isotomidae. The record is from RefSeq and is a predicted model, not a curated record.